This is a messenger RNA of Dictyostelium discoideum AX4, 2712 nucleotides long. RefSeq lists its product as hypothetical. The coding region runs from base 1 to 2712 and encodes 903 amino acids. Gene Ontology annotation, biological process: Golgi to plasma membrane transport. The record is from RefSeq and is a predicted model, not a curated record. The transcript is spliced from 2 exons. Lineage: Eukaryota; Evosea; Eumycetozoa; Dictyosteliales; Dictyosteliaceae. Gene Ontology annotation, cellular component: exomer complex.
AUGGGAGAAUAUAUUUAUAAUGUACAAGAAAAGAUUGAAAUAGUAAAUGGAGAGGUAUUAGAAGAAAGACAAAAAUGUAUGAAAAAUUUCAUUGGACUUGGACCACCUGAUUUAUGUAUAAUUAGUAAACAAUAUGAACCACCUAGAUUCGUACCAGGAUUAAAGACACAAAAGAUAUCAUCCUAUCAUUGGACCAUGGGGGUUAAUACAGGAUCGACAUCGGCAGCAGCCGUUUAUUUGGGUACAAUAUUGGACAAUCAAGAGAAAUCGUCAUUUGGUAGAGGAAAUUAUAAAAUCGAGCAAUGCCAUCUCAUCUCGUAUAAUGCGUUCCUCAGGAUGGAUUUACAUUUAGAAUUACCCGGUACAUCCAACCACCUAACACCACCAAUCACCUACUCAUUGAACUCCAAUGGCGAGAAGAACCAAAUCGAGGAAACAUUCUGGACUGAAACUUAUUUAUCAUCAGUACUUCGUUACAUUCAAGGUGCGCCUCCAUUCCUCAGACCUGUCAAAAUCAUACCAAACAUGUUAAAAGAUCCAUCGGAUGAGAAUGAUUUCCUUAAACUUUGUUCACAACAUUAUUGGGAGGGUAGAAAAUUGGGUGGUUUCGAUAGAGAACUCUAUAUUGACUUUAAAAAUGACCAUUCCACCACCACCACCACCGAAUCAAUGGAGAUAGAUGAUAGUAACAAUCUAUUGGUUUCAACAUUAUCCAAUUAUUUCCUCUCUAGAAAUAGAUAUUUACCAAUGUUAAAUUUCUUUGAAGAACUUCAAAAAACUGAACCAACAGUAUCAGUACCAGUAUCAAUCGCUCAUAGAUUAUUAGGUAAUAUUGAUCAAUCAAUUUCAAUAUUAGAAAAAUCUUUAUUAAAAUCACCAAACUCAACUUCAAUCUUAAUUGAAUUAUCUUCAACACUUUUAUUAAAAAAUAAUCGUUCAAAUAAUAACUACAACCAUAAUAAUAAUACUUCACCAGUUAUAACAACACCUGGUAGUUCAAAUUCACCAACAUCAUCUUCUGUUAUAAUAACACCACCACCAACAACAACAACAACAACAACAACAACAACAAAUAAUAAUACAACUACCACUACAAAUAUUGAUAAUAAUUCAACAUUAACAAUUCAAAAAGAUGAAACAUUAUUAUUAGCAUUAAAAUAUAUAUUAAAAGCAUUAUCAUUAAAACCAGGAUUAAUUGGUGCAUGGGAGAUUGCAAGUAAAAUAUUCAUUCAAAUGGGAUUAAUUGAAUGGGCAUUAGUAUUUUUAAAUAAUACACCAAAUGUUCAAUUGGAUCAUGCAACUGAUCGUGUUGGUAGAGGUAAAUAUCAAAAGGUUACACCACCACAAGAGAAUCCAAACAUUAUCAAUGUUUUAGAGGAUGAAGAAAUUGAAUUUGAUGAAGAACCAGGUGAUGAAGUUUUAAAACGUUUAUCUUCGAAUACCCUAAGUGGUGAUUCAAAGAAAUACUUUAAAAUUUUAGUUUCAUUAUUUAAAAAAAUAGGUUGGAUUCAAUUGGUUGAUAAAAAGAAUAAAAUUAUUGAUGAAUUGGCAAUUGCAUUAAGAGAUAAACAUAAAUUAGAGAAUAAUAAAAGUAGUGGUGGUAGUAAUAAUAAUUUUAAAAAAUCAAAUAGUAAUGAAACUGAUGGUAAUAAUAGUGUAAAUAUAACAAAAGAUGGUCAUAAUUCAGUUUCACCAUUAACAAAAACAACAAGAGCAACUGAAAAUACAUUAAAUAGUAGUAGUGGUAAUGUAAAUAAUACAAAUACUGAUGGUACUGAUGGUGGUGUAAAUAAUACAAAUACAAAUACUGAUAGUGGUACAGAACCACCUCCACCACAAAUCUCUGAAGAACCAAAUGUACCAAAAGAAGUAUUAUGGAGGGAUGAAGAUGUUACUUCUGAUGGUAGUGAUAUUGCUGAUGAUGAUUUAGAUAAAAUUGAUUUAGAAUCAGUUACUUCUCCAGAAAAUACUACAACAACAACAACAACUACAACAACAACUACAACAAGUGAACCAAAAAUUAUUAGACCUGAAUUUGAUGAAAAUUCAAUAACUUUUGAAAAUUUAUCAGAAACACUCUCAAAUUUCAUUGAUAAUUUCGGGUCAGAAUCAACUAAAGAUAAAUCUAAAAAACAAUAUAUUUCAUUUGAAAUUGAACCAAACUUUAACAAGGUUAAAUUACCAAUCUCUUAUAAUAAUAGAAAUUUAGAUAUGGCAUUUCAUUCAUUGUUUCAAGAUAUUAAAGCUUAUCAAGGUUGGAAAGAAGAAGAGGAACAAAAGAAAAUCAAUGAAAACGUUCAAAUCUCAUUAAAGAAUAUUAAUCCAAAUCGUACAAUUCCAGAUUGGAUUCGUUUGGCUCGUUUAGCUUAUAGAAUCGGUGAAUUGGGUGAUGCUGAAAAACUCUUUUUAAAAUUAAUCUCUGAAGAUAAAUCUCAUCCAUUGGUAACAUUAGGUUUAAUUAAAAUUUUCUCUGAUCAUGGUGAUAUUAGAAAUUGUAUAAUCUCUUCUUCACAACUUUCAAGAUAUUAUUCAUUUAAAUAUAAGACUUUAGAGAUGCAUCCAGUUAUAGAAAAAUCAAUUUUAGGUUUAAUUUCAAAUUAUGGUCUUCAAAAAGUUAGAAAUAUAUUUGCAACUUUAAAUGAUAAUUCAAGUUGCAUUUCUGGUUUAUUCUUAGAUUCUGUAAAAUGGAGAUCAAAUGGUUAUGAUAAAUAA